This is a messenger RNA of Phlebotomus papatasi, 1497 nucleotides long. RefSeq names its product nucleotide exchange factor Sil1 (gene Sil1). NCBI's taxonomy places the organism in Eukaryota, Metazoa, Arthropoda, Insecta, Diptera, Psychodidae. The record is from RefSeq and is a predicted model, not a curated record. The transcript has 2 exons. The coding region runs from base 99 to 1436 and encodes 445 amino acids.
ACAAAUUUUCGACGAGAUCUGUCUGACGUGUCAAUGGCAGAUGACGAAAUUUCAGAUAAAAUAGUGUGUAAUAUAAAUCCUAUUUUCACUAAAUCCCAAUGAUGAAGAGUGAUUUGUUUGUGUUAUUGUGCUUCUGUCUUACUUUGAGUAUCACAUUUUGCACUGAGGACAAUGAUACUUUUGUUCCCACGCGAGAAUGGCAGAAGAUAAAAGAAGGUCAGAAGGUGCCUCCUGGCCUUCACUAUCGCAUAAAUCUGGAGACCGGCGAGAAGGAGGCCAAGAUUCUCGAGGAAACAGAUGAGUCAGAGAACCAGAAGAGCUCACUAACAAUUGUGGAGGAUGAAGUAGCUAAAGAAAAUGCUUCUGACAGUCCAACACUCGAAGAUGCUCUGAAGAAUAUUCCUGGAGACAGCUUCCAAUACACUCCUGAGCAGAUAAAAGACAUCAAAUCCAAAUUCCGGACGUACGAAGAUAUUAAGCAUGAAUUGAAAGACGAGCUGAAUAUGGAUGUUAAGACAGAUGCAGAGAUUGUAACGGGCUUCAUAAAGAAGUAUGAGGGCCUGAAGAAGGGUACCGUAAAUCCUGAAGUGAUUAAAAUCCUAGAGGAACUGGAAUAUCUGGUGCAUCAGAUUGACAAUGCAAAUAAUUUUGUGGAUCAAAAUGGGAUAGAAAAGAUCAUCAUUCCUAACAUUGUCAAUCAGACUAAUUCUAUCAUCCGGACAAAAGCUCUCAUGCUCCUCGGAGCUGUAAUCCACAAUAAUCCACGAGCACAAAUUUCGGCAUUUGAGCGGAAUGUCGGAGAGCAUCUGACCAGAUUGCUGGCAUCAUCGAAACUCGGAGAUGAGCUCAGUGCAGCUAUUUAUGCCACUGGCAGCUUAAUAAGGAAGUUCCCCCUCGCCCAAAAGGAGUCCCUCACGAAGCGAGGCAUCUCAGUUCUCUUGGACAUCUGGACGAAGCAUGUGGACCUUAAAGUGAAGAUUAAAGUCCUGACAUUGAUUGCUGAUCUUGUCCGGGAGAGCCAUGAUGUUGCACUUCAGCAAAAUGAACCCAGUGAGAAGGAUGAAGAGAAAUUUCGUCAGUAUCAGCGAGUUCACAUUGAGAAACUCCUGGAUGAAUAUGAAUUUUGUCCCAGAUUUGAGCAGCUAAUGGCUUCCUCAAAGGCCGAUCUGACAAAGUGCACAGAUUCCAUGGAGAAGGUGAUCCACAGCAUGCAGCUGACCAAAGACAUGUGCUUCGAUACCUGGUCCCAGAGUCCUGACCUGCGACACGUGAUUCUCGUUUUGAAGAAUCGAGUCACUUGGCUGUCGAGUAUGGAGAGGGAUCCGGAAAACUUUGAAUUCCUAAUCGAGCUGGAGAGCGGAUUUCACAGACUGCAGCACGAGAUUUACAUUCAGGAAGAUUCCGAAAGUGACAUGAGCCGAAAGGAAGAGCUAUAAAAACUCUUUCAAUGUAUAUUUCCAAGACUUUUUCCAAUAAAUUAUUUAUUUCUAGUUGUAA